ACCACCGCCGUCAGUGACGACGCAGAAAGUCGGAUAGCCGAAGCUCGACACCGCCAUGAAUCUGCCGCCAGCCAUCAUCCGUUGAAACAUAUUGUACACUCACAUACACAUUCUCCGGCGCAUCCAGACCUUCCCCUCCGCCGUCUCCCCUUGUCCGACGCCGACACCUCUGUCAUCUCACACUUCUUCCUCUCACCGGUCGGCUUUUCCUCGACGUUGACGUCGUCUUCAUCCACGUCCGUUGCAACGACGCGCGGCACCGGAGAGAUUGAGUUCGUCUUCUCUAUUCACGGCCCAAGCUAUGCGACUAGCCAUAGCGUCUCGCGAGUAUUGACGGCAGAUGGUAGCCAAAAUAUGAAGACGUCUCCAGUAUCAAGCGCCUCCGACGAUGGGUUGUCCGAUACGGCGGCUGGUGGUGUAGCCGAAAUAUAUAUGUACACUGUUAAUCUUUCUAUUGUUCAGUUCUUCGUCUUUCUUGUCACGGGAAAGUGUAGAUCGGGGAGCCUCCAAGCGGCCCAAGGAGUGGCGAAAAGAAAAGAUUGGCACCUGAAAUCUUUCUACCAGUAU
Striga asiatica is the source of this 567-nucleotide messenger RNA. NCBI's taxonomy places the organism in Eukaryota, Viridiplantae, Streptophyta, Magnoliopsida, Lamiales, Orobanchaceae. The record is from the annotation of a GenBank genome assembly.